This is a messenger RNA of Pantherophis guttatus, 2063 nucleotides long. RefSeq names its product cyclic nucleotide binding domain containing 1 (gene CNBD1). Lineage: Eukaryota; Metazoa; Chordata; Lepidosauria; Squamata; Colubridae. The record is from RefSeq and is a predicted model, not a curated record.
AUACCACUUUUGAUUAAUAUGCAAAGAUUUUAAAAUACCCUGUCUCCCUGAAAAUAAGACAUCCCCUGAUAAUAAGCCCAAUUGGGCUUUUGAGCGCAUGCACUAAAAUAAGCCCCCCUGAAAAUAAGCCCUCCCCAAAAAUAUUUAAACGCAUGCACAGCCGGUCCCUGCCAUUUCCUUUGGUUAGGGUUAGAGAGACAGAGCUGGAAAUCAGAGAGAAUUUAUGCUCCACUGAAGAAGCUCAUCAAAAAUUUAUGAAAAUUUAUCCCAAGAUCUUCAUUAAAAAAAAGCCCAUAUUGCCAGGUAUUCCUGAAAAAAGAACAAUAGGGGUACAUUCCUGUAAUUUCUGCACCAAUGCUGUAACUGCUGAAGAUUUUCACAACAUACAUUUCUAUUUGAAUAAGAUGAAAAAUCCCGAUAGGUUUCAGCCGAGCUUUCCAAAAUCCCGAGAGAGUGUACAAAAUUUAAUAAAAAUACUCAAGAAAAUACCUAUUUUAAGAACUGAAGAAGAACAUGAGGCUGUCUAUAAAAUAAUGAAAGUUAUUCCUGAUAUUAAUGAGCAAUUAUCUGAAGAACAGAUAAAGGAAAUCAGCAAAGUAGUUCUAAGAGAAUACUGGGUGAAGGAAAGUACAGUGGAUGCAAGCCAAGGAUUCUAUAUUAUACUUAGAGGCUCUGUUAAGCCACAGACAAAGUAUUACAAAAGACUUAUUGGAGGACAUUUUAUUUCAGUGCCUCCUCAGGUGACUUCUGUUACAAAUGAAUCAAACCCAACUGAGGUAGCAUCAUCUGAUAUGUUUGGUGUAGGGUGCUGUUUUGGGACUUUGGUACCACUCCCUUUAAAGAAGAAACAUGAUGUACUUACUGUUCUUACAGAGGAAAACUGUGAUUUUAUCAAAAUUCCAUCCAUCAAUUACUUAAGGGUAAAAGAGGAUAUAGCAAAACAUGAACAGCAGGCCAAAGAAGAAGUAAUCCGUGGCUCUCCAUUUUAUCAAAACUGGCCGAUGAUAUUUAUAUUUAAGUUAACUGCUCAGUUAAAAUGGAGGAAGUUUCCAACAGACUAUGUGUUUAUGGAAGAAGGAGAAAUAAGCAAAUAUGUAGGAUUCAUUAAGUCUGGACAUGGCAAUGCUUACCGAAUAAUUCCAGCUCUUGUAAAGCGACCUUUGGGGAAAAUGGCUAAGCAAAUGAGGCAAGUUUUCAUUGGCCAGUUACAUCGACACCAAUCCUUUGGAGAAACAAGUGUUCUUCUUCAGACACCAUCAACAUAUACACUGAAAGCAGCAACUCCUGUUGAACUGGGAGUUAUUAAUGCUACAGAUGUGCUUGCUUUAGAUCCAGUGAUACAGAUGCUCCUUCUACAAAUAAUACAACCAUCAUUUGAAAAUAUCACUUUUGAAGAUCUCAAGUAUAAAUACAUUAACAACAAAAAAGAAAUGGAAUGGAGACACAAAAAGGAAGUUAUACUGCAAGAAACACUGUUUUAUAAUGGAAUUAGACCAGGGCUUGGCAAAUGGCUGCAUACCCAUUUUGAGAAAUGAGUACUGAAAAAGCAACAAGCAUGUCUACGCAUUGAUUCUGCUCGAUUUCUAUAACUUAACAUGAAGAUUCCACAAAUGUAAAAAGUUUGAUUUUCAUUUGCCUCUCUGCCUCCCUGCCCUUAAAUAUUUUGAGAUUUCUUCCUUCUCCCAUUCAGAUCUUUCAGUCACUCACUGUGCUGUCAUUUCUUUUCUUUCAAUAUUUAUUCCUGUCACCAAUUUCUGCUGGUUGAGCAUAUUAUAUCUUUUUAUUACAGUUUUAAAAAGAAUAAGAAAUGUAAACAUAAUGCAUUUAAAAUAUUUUCGCCUUUGUGAUCAUUUUGAUGGGAUAAUUGUGAGACUUCUGAGUCAUAGAUAAAACCUCUCCAUUAGGCUUAGAACACAAUAGCAAAAACCAACAGGCAAUAGAAAAUAUUUAAAUAUUAUGCAGCAAUAAAAAGUGUAUUAAAUUAAAGUGAGGCAUAUUCAUUAAUUUAAAAGUUAAUGUAUGUGAAAAACAAAAAUAAAUAUAAAACAUGGACUUGAAAGAUA